Messenger RNA from Eublepharis macularius, 1247 nucleotides. It is a transcript of the gene RWDD2B, whose product is annotated as RWD domain containing 2B. The transcript is spliced from 5 exons. The record is from RefSeq and is a predicted model, not a curated record. Lineage: Eukaryota; Metazoa; Chordata; Lepidosauria; Squamata; Eublepharidae. Gene Ontology annotation, molecular function: protein binding. Bases 266 to 1138 code for a protein of 290 amino acids.
UCCAAAACGGCGAGGAAAGCGGAAGCCACCUUCAGGGCCGUGAAACUGAGGCGCCCCGAGACUCGUUGUGCACCUACACCCCUUACUUGGAAACGAGGUCUUGAAUUCAAAUACUGCACUAUUCAUCGCCGCGUCUUCAAAGAUUUAUAGCUACCAAACAGCUUCAGAGUCUAACGUGAUGCAGUUGGCGGCCAAUGAGCAUAGAUGCCUCCUAUUAUAGAGCGGCUACUCCUCUUCAUGAAAUUUCCGGAAUCACAUAAAAAAAAUGAAUAAUUUGGAAGAAGCUGAACUACAGCUUUCUGAGUUAGAUUUGCUCUCUAGUAUGUUUCCUAAUGAAGAUGAAUUUAGAGUGACUGAUCAGCUUGCUUUAGCAGAACUAAAGAAUCUUGUUGAAAGAUGUCCAUUGGAAGUGCCAUCUUCAAAAAUACAAUUUAUGCUGAAAUUAGAGCUGGAGACUCCUGGUGGUGAUAAGGCUGAACUUUCUUUAUUCUGCGCGUUUCCAUUUAAGUACCCAACUGUUCUUCCAGAAAUUACUAUCAGAUCUCCAUCCUUAAGCCGAUCGCAACAGAUUCAGCUAAACACAGAUCUCCUAACUUACUUGAGGAAAAAUUGUGCUGGUGAGGUUUGCAUAUUAAAUGCAAGAGAAUGGGUUAAAGACCAUUCUGCUGCCUAUAUCAACAAGGAUCUCCCAUCUUCCUCUGUGGGGAAAUCAGAUGUUAAGAAAUCAGAAGAUAUUUUCACUAGACUCUGGAUUUAUAGCCAUCACAUUUACAACAAACAAAAAAGAAAGAAUAUAGUUGACUGGGCUAAGGAACUUUCUCUGUCUGGAUUCAGCAUGCCUGGGAAACCAGGCAUUAUUUGUGUAGAAGGCCCACAGACCAUGUGUGAGGAGUUUUGGGCAAGAAUCAGAAGAUUAUCAUGGCAACGAAUUUUGAUUCGUCAUAGAGAGGACAUUUCCUUAGAGGGGGCUGAAGAUGAAAUUGAAAAACAAAUGAAAUUUUCAUGUUUUGAAGAAAAAUUAUUUGAUGCACAUGGCACCAGAGGAAAUCACAUGGAUCUAGGACAACUGUAUCAUUUUUUAGUUGACAAUGGAUGUGCUGAUAUCUUCCAAAUGUACUUUGGAGUUGAAGGACAAUAGGCGAGCAACUAAGGAAAAUCAGUAGAAUGUUAAAUGAGAGUUGAUAUAAUGUCAUUGUUUUUCCUUUUGAUCUGAAUUUUUACCAGUAAAGGAUUACUAAGAACUUUCA